Merops nubicus (carmine bee-eater) is the source of this 757-nucleotide messenger RNA. It is a transcript of the gene POP4, whose product is annotated as processing of precursor 4, ribonuclease P/MRP subunit (S. cerevisiae). Gene Ontology annotation, molecular function: ribonuclease P RNA binding. Gene Ontology annotation, biological process: tRNA 5'-leader removal; rRNA processing. Gene Ontology annotation, cellular component: ribonuclease P complex; ribonuclease MRP complex. The transcript has 5 exons. The record is from RefSeq and is a predicted model, not a curated record. Lineage: Eukaryota; Metazoa; Chordata; Aves; Coraciiformes; Meropidae. The coding region runs from base 51 to 599 and encodes 182 amino acids.
AGGGAUCAGAAGAAGCCAAAGCAUUUGUAAAUGCCUUCCUGAAGCGCAGUAUGCCAAAAAUGAAAGAUGAAGCUAUCCAGGAUAUGUUAACUCGGAAAGCUGUCGUUCUUGAGCAUUAUUCCAAAAAAAAGACAAAGCAAAAGAGGAAGAAAACAAAAGGCUUUACUGCCAAGCAGAGGCGAGAAAUGCGUCUUUUUGAAAUUGAACCUGAACAGCAAAGAUAUGCCAUCUUUCUACCACUACAUGAACUCUGGAAACAGUAUAUCAGAGACCUGUGUCAUGGACUUAAACCAGAUACGCAACCACAGAUGGUUCAGGGCAAGCUGCUGAAAGCUGAUCUCCAUGGAGCUAUUGUUACAGUCACAAAAUCAAAGUGCCCCUCUUACGUUGGGAUAACAGGAAUCAUUCUACAGGAAUUUAAACAUGUCUUCAAAAUUAUCACAAAGGAGGACAAAUUAAAAGUUGUUCCAAAACUUAACAACGUGUUUAGCUUGGAGAUCGAUGGGUUCGUUUCCUACAUCUAUGGGAGCAAGUUCCAGCUUAGAGCAAGUGAGAGAUCUGCAAAAAAAUUCAAGUUGAAAGGAACUAUUGACCUAUGAUUUCAUGGCAGUUCAGAAGUAUUACUAGAAAUGUGUGCUGUUUUCCUGCAGACCAGGUUUUCUGGCAGACUGGAAAUGGAUUAGCUAUGUGAAAUAUUUCUUAAGUGUUUCUUCUUACUGAAGAAUGACUAGUAGCUGUUGUUUUUAAAGCAGUCUCA